This is a messenger RNA of Pygocentrus nattereri (red-bellied piranha), 8584 nucleotides long. RefSeq names its product BRCA2 DNA repair associated (gene brca2). The transcript is spliced from 27 exons. The coding region runs from base 183 to 8447 and encodes 2754 amino acids. The record is from RefSeq and is a predicted model, not a curated record. Gene Ontology annotation, biological process: double-strand break repair via homologous recombination; regulation of DNA-templated transcription. Gene Ontology annotation, cellular component: nucleus. NCBI's taxonomy places the organism in Eukaryota, Metazoa, Chordata, Actinopteri, Characiformes, Serrasalmidae.
GGGCGUGUGGUGAGGAGGAGAGCUGGGAGAGAAGGAGCCUGUACAGUACGGAAAACGAGAGUAGAGCGCGGCGUUACAGACCACAUAACAGCAUGUCAGAAGACCCCACGGCCGUGCUGUCAUGUUGGUUGACGGUCAGCUUGCCUUCAUCUCAGAGCUUACACUGACCAACACUGGACAAUAUGAUUGAAGACUUUUUUCAUCAAAUUGAAACAGAGCUUGGCCCGCUUAGCUCAGAUUGGUUUGAGGAGCUGACCGUGAAAGCGUAUAAAGAUGGACACUGCCCUGUUGCUGUGGAGAGAGAGUCGUCACAUACAGAAGGUGGUAUGUUCAGAGCACCAAUGGGAACACCGGGCUUGGACAGUCAGAUGUCUUCAACGCCCAGAAUAUUUAGGCACAGAGGACCACGGUCUCCUGACUCAAUUCUUGGACGUUCUCCGGACUCAGGUAUGCAGACCCCAUUGUCAGCGUUGCAAUGGACAGACUCAAGCCCAGGCCUGUUUGGCUCAGCAAAAGACAGAUCUUUUCUUUGCUUCUGUAGCCCGCAGUUUACAAAAGCCUAUGGAUCACUAAAGAAAAAUGACUGCUUUGGCCUGCUUGACACACCAAAAAGUUCACUGGCUCAAGAUGCAUCAGCAAAACGCAUCUCGGAGAGUCUUGGAGCUCAGUUAAAUCCUGAUUUGUCUUGGAGCAGCUCCUUCAACACACCAUCAGCUAUGAGCCCUACAGUUAUUUUGACAAGAAAAGAAGCCCAGCCUUCACCAGUAAGUUUCCUUAAAGACAAAGAAGUCAUUAUUGUACGGAAGUUAUUUCCAUCACUCUCAAAAGACACAGAUACAACAUCCGAAAGUGCAUCCACUGCGCAACACAACGUAACAGAUGGAAAUGCUAAGGGACAAAGGCCAGAUGAAUCAUUUGACAGCGUGGAUGCUCUCUGGAGGCAAACAGUACCAGAUGCAAUAAAGGAUGGCAAUGUCCGCAACACGGUGGAGAGUGUUCUCGACGGUGCAGAUGAUGUCCUGUCGAUUUUCUUCAGCAAUACUGGCUCAGCUCUGCGACGGGUUAAAACUAAAGAAAGAACAAAGAAAAGAGGGAAUGGUGUUUCUAAGGAGGUGAAAUCUGCUGAGCUUUCAACAGAAUGCUGUAUUGAUAAUCCUUUAGCAGCAAAGUUGGAUCCUGAUAUGAGCCCAUCGGAAUACUGUGCUGCUUCUGAUUCAAAAAGUCCCCUAAAAAACAAAGACUUCUCACAUUGGAGUCCUCUGAGUUUGUCUGAUGUGCAGGACUCGAAAGCAAAGCAAGAGUGCUUUUCUGAACUGCCAAAUGAGCACACUAAUCUUGUAUCAGUUAACAGUGAUUCAGAACAGCUUGUUCUUAGAGACAUUAUCACACAACCUGACCAGCUUUCUUCCUGCACUGUUGAGAAACAGAAGAGUUGUCCUGAUUCAUAUCCAGAGAGAUCACAGCCGAGAAACUCUUUGUCACCAUCUCCUGCACUGAACUUCUCCAGAAAAGCCAGGAAGUUUGUAUAUCGAGUGCAAAGUCCAUGUUCCUUAAGUUUAGGAAGUAAACGUGCUACACAAGGUGCUUUGACUGAAAAACACUAUGAGGACCCCUCUGAUGCUGAUGAGUCUAAACAGACAAAAGAUGACACGUGCACAGCAGACUCUGGAGCGUUUUUGGUGCGAUCAGGUUUAAGUACUGUUAAGCAGGUUAAUCCAGCAACCCUAAACAUGGACCAUGGCCUUGAUAUGACACAGCUUUGCAAAGCAUUUGCAGAAGAUUUCUCUCAGGAAGUGAAUUUGGAAAAGUCACCAAACAGAAGUACAGGGAUUGACCACAAUGUUCUCAUUACGUCACCUUGCAUGUCUCAGACUGUGGAAAUAAGUGAAGUCCAACUAAAAGCAGAAACUGAGAAACAGUGUGAUGACCACCAGGGCUUUCACAGCAAUCAACAGGAAAAAUCAGCUUUUGCAAAAGAAACAGUCAACUUAACAAAUAUGCUAAGUUUAGAGAGCAUGACCUCUGAAAAUCUGAAGCAUGACAGUGGCUGUUGUGUCACCUUAUCUGAUUUCAGCGGAGCAACUACAUCGUGUAAUGGUGCUGGACUUGACCAUCAUGGUUUUAAAACCGCCAAUAAUAAGAUAAUAUUCACCCCACCUGAAGCUGUAAUGAAGGCCAAAGCAAUAUUAGAUAUGGUGGAAGAAUGUAUGACUGUUAAAGUCAGUUCACCCAGAACUGACCUGCCAAAAGUAUCACACGACCCAGUUGUAACAAGCUCUGCAACAGCUGCAUGGCCUUCAGUAAGCCAUGGGCAAGGUAUCGGGAAUGGAGAAGAAACUGCAGAUUUUACACAAAAUGCCAGUUCAGAGAUAGUCGCAGAUCAUAUUCCGAACUCUUUCCUUUUACGAACAAAUGAUUCUGGUUUCAGAACGGCUUCUAACAGAAGUAUUACUGUAUCAGCUAUUCAUCUUGAGAAAGCUAAAGACAUUUUCAAGCAGUUGGAGGAAGAAAACUCUGAUUUAUGUCCAUCAAAUUCUGGAAAGUUGGAAGUCCAAAACGUUAACAAUGCCAGACUUUCUAAAUUUGACUUCAGAAACAACCAUACUAACCACAGCAAUGUUGAGGGGAACUGUUUUUUGACAGCAUCUCAAAAAGCUGAUGUAACGGAAUUGUGCAGCAUGUUGGAAGAUGCAGACAGUCAGUAUGAAUUUACUCAGUUUAGACAAGCAAAGCUGUGUUCAAAAUUUCUGGAUAGUGCUCAGCAUGAGAAAGAAUGGGAUCCUGCUAUACUUUCCGGUAUUGACUUUGAUGAUAGUUUUAAUUGUGAUAUUGAGAGACAAGCGUCCAGGAAGCAUCAUGCAAAGAUGGAUAAGCCUAAUCAGCACACUGCAGUUCAAAGUAUAUAUGAGAGCAAGUCAUUCAAUGUUCCUCAGGAAACAUCAAAUGCAAACCUUUCUUUGACUGAUGGCAGUUUGGGCCCAGACGGUAAAGAAGCAGCAAAGGCUUUAAAGGUAGAGACGAAGACAAGUGAAGAUAAAUCAUUUUGUAUUGGCUUUAAAACAGCUAAAGGAAAGUCUGUAAACAUCUCUGAGAAAUAUCUCAGCAAGGCAAGGAGCCUCUUUGCAGAUUUGGAAGAUUGUGAAGCACACUUUAGUACUAAGUGUGACCACAUGAAAGUUGCGCUUGAAAAAAAUGAAAAACAGUUAAGUGACCAUCAUGCGACUGAGCCCUCACCCGUAACUUGCAGCAAUGAGCCAUUUGGCCAUAAGAAAAAAGCUGAGCUUGAACCAGAGUCAGAAGGAAAUGGGUGUAAAGGAAAUACAAGCUUGGUCACAGAAGAAACUCAGAUAUGCAGUACAGAAAAUCUGGAAAAUGCUCAAGGCAAUAAAGAUCAAAAACCAGAUGUACUUCAAUUUAACAUGGUGAAUUUUGGGUUUAGUACUGCUGGAGGGAAGCAACUGAAGGUGUCAGAAAAAUCUCUUCUGAAUGCAAAGAAACUUUUAAAUGAGGUUGCAAACUGUGAAGAAGCUGCUAAUAAGUGUGAAGCUCCUGCCUCUUUAAAAGCCCAGCCAAAAACUAAAGCUGUUGACUCAAGUAGGAUUUCACUACAUAAUUCUAAUUUGUUGAUCGAUGCACUUCAUGAUUCAAAGAUAUCGGACAAACAUUUAACAAAAGGUGGAGAACAAAGCUCUAAAAAUAGCACAGAAAUAAGAUGGAAAAUGAGUGGAAAUCCCACUCCGCAGUCCAUACAGAGUAAUGGGUUUAAAAUGGCCAAUGGCAAAGUAGUGUCGGUUUCAGCAAGUGCUAUUGAGAGGUCAAAAACCUUUUUCAAAGACAUUGAUAGUAGUGUGGAUACCCCAGACGAAACAAAAUCAAAGGAAGUGAAUGCAAAAUUGGAUCUUAAAGUAGAAAGAAGCCAGCCCGUAUUUGUCAGUGGGUUCAAGAUGGCAAGUGGGAAAGGAGUCAGCUUUUCAGAAACAGCACUUAUGAAAUCAAAGGCUUUCUUCGAAGACUGUGAUCUUGAUUGCUCAGAUCAUUCUCAAGGCAAAGGAGAAAAGUCAAGUGUGAUGAAUAACUGUGGCUUCAAGGCAGUCAAGGGAAACAUGGUACAUUCGCCUGGAUUAGACAGUCUGAGCAAAAAUGCUGCGAGUUUAAAGGAAGAACCCGCUUUCUUAAAUAAAUAUGUCGAGAAGGAAUCCACUAAAACCUCAGCAGAGAUCCUUCAGUGCACAUCUGGAUUCAGUACAGCAAGUGGUAAAAUGGUAUCUGUUUCAGCAGAAGCACUUCAUAGAGCUAAAUCGGUGUUUGACGAUCCAAAUGAUGCCUCACCUUGUAAAAAGACAAUGGAAAUUUCAGAAGAGAAGAGUGUUUCCAAAACAGAGACCGCUGUUCCAGGAAGAAGCUGGGGCUUUAGCACAGCAAGUGGUCGGAUUGUCACCAUAUCUGACAAGGCACUGGAAAAAGCAAAGAAUCUAUUGACUGGUUGUGAAGUGGAAGGUUUAGCGCCAAAUGGAGGCCUUUUGAAUUCUACAAAGACAUCUUCUGUAGACCCUAAGCAAAUCACAUACUUUAACACUGCCAGUGAUAAAACUGUGGUUGUGCCAGAAAAGGCAAUGAAAGAAGCUAAAGCUGUGUUUGCAGGUGGUGAAGACGUUUCACCUGGUUUACAAGAGAUUGAGAGUCCCUUAACUUCACAAAAAGGGCAACAGAAAAGCCCUCACAGCAGUGCUUUGAGUACUAAGAAUAAGGCCAUGUUAGUCAAUGCUGGGAGUUCUAAAGGAAACCAAAAGGGUGGAAACCCAACACCUGAUAACUUUAGGGCUGGAAAUGUUGGUUUCAGCACAGCCAGUGGAAAAGGUGUGUCUGUGUCAAAAUCAGCCCUUCAAGUAGCUUUUGAAAUGUUCAGAGAUUGUGAUGUACAGCCAGUUACUCAUGAAAACCUUCAAUGUAUGAAGACUGAAUGUCAGUAUUCAAAAAGCAGUGAGAAGUGUCCACCAGAGGUGCAAGAGCUUGAUCAAAUUGGGCAGACCAGAGCUGCUACUCCAUCUCUUUCAUCACAAGAAAUACACAGCGAUGCUUCACCGUUGACUCGUCAUUCCUUAGACAUUAAUGGGUGCACUGUUACUCAGCAGAAGUAUUUUGAGCAGGAAGCUAUGGCUUGCACUAAAGCCUUGUUAGAGGAUGAUCUCAAUGAGCGCAGUCUUUUAGAAACUUUGGAGGACACUGACAGUAGGAAAAGUCCUGCUGUCUCACUGAAGAGAUCCCUUGAGGCAGCCAUAGUGGAAGGAAAAUGGAUGUCUGAUGUUGGUUUGACAGGUCAACCUCCUUUGAAAAGAAGACUUAUUUCAGAGUUUGGCCAGAUUUCAGAUCGUGCAAGUAUCUGCGCUCCUGUGAAAAGCAGUCCAAAUGGAACACUAAAAGACAGAAGAGUUCAUUUAAAGCCCAGUAUCACUCAUCCAUCCAGGAAUUUCAUGGACCAAAAAAUUAGCAGCUCAGAUCUGCAGACUGCUUCUUCACUUUCAUCUGGCCAAAAACGAGGAUCAGAUCCCAAGGCAGUGAUGUUUGUACCCCCAUUUCGGAAGAAUAAUAAAUCAGAGGUAGAAAAAACCUGCAUUCCCAGAGAUAUUGCCAAAGUGCCCAGUGUGUUUGUUCCACCAGUUAAAAAGGACUCCGUGGUGAGUGUUCAUCAUGUAAGGAGUUCACAAAAAAGUUCUACUGACUCAGAAUCCCCAUCCAUCUCAAGCUCUGGUUGUGAGAAAAAGAUGGCUAAUCCAGAGGUAAAGUCCCACACUGUUGUGAAAAAUGUUGUUGAAGACAUGAAGAAAGAGAAAGAAGUCGAGGAAGACAUGACGUUGGAAGAUCUGUCCGUUCAAACCCAUCAAGAAAAAGUAACUGAGACCUGGCAGCAGUCCUUGGAGUUAGCACGAGAUAUGCAGGAUAUGAGAAUCAGAAAGAAGAAGCGUCAGAGCAUUCGCCCUCUGCCUGGCAGCUUUUACCUGGCUAAGACAUCUGGCGUGGCGAGAAUAUCCCUGAGAGAGGCUGUUGAAUACAAGUGCCCAUUGCAACACACUCAGGAACAGCUGUAUCAGUAUGGUGUACACUGCAACGUCUCCCAGAUCACAUCUGAAAAUGCAGAGUCGUUCAGGUUCAGCUUUGAUGAUUUCUUCAAACGCAAGGCAUUCAUAGAGAACACUGGUGUCCAGCUGGCUGAUGGUGGCUGGUUGAUCCCAGAUAACAGAGGAACUAUGGGCAAGGAGGAGUUCUACAGAGCAUUGUGUGACACUCCAGGUGUUGACCCCAAACUGAUAAGUGAGGCCUGGGUCUUCAACCACUAUCGAUGGAUUGUGUGGAAACGGGCCUGCAUGGAGAGAGCCUUCCCAGAAGUAAUGGGCAGUCGCUGUCUCACUCCAGAGCAAGUACUUCUGCAGCUGAAACUCAGAUAUGACACUGAAGUGGACUGCAGUCAGAGAUCAGCUCUGAAGAAGAUCAUGGAAAGGGACGACACCCCAGCCAAGACGUUAGUGCUGUGCAUGUGUGGUAUUGCCAAAUCUGGCCACAGUGAAGCGAGGACAGAGAAAUCGGUGGCCGCCACUGAUGCCAAGUCUGAGUCACCUGCUGUGGUCAUAUGGCUUACUGAUGGCUGGUAUUCCAUUAAAGCACUGCUGGACCCUCCACUCUCUGCCAUGGUGCAAAAGGGUCGUCUCAGAAUUGGAGGGAAAGUUAUGAUCCAUGGGGCAGAGCUCGUUGGCUCUCAUGAUGCUUGUCCUCCUCUAGAGGCCCCUGAUUCACUCAUGCUUAAGAUUUCGGCGAACAGCACAAGGCGAGCUCAUUGGGAUAGCAAGCUGGGCUUCCAUAAAGACCCUCGACCCUUCAGGCUCCCACUGUCUUCACUGUACCCGAACGGGGGAGUGGUGGGCUGUGUGGACAUCAUUGUAUUGAGGAGCUAUCCCACUCAGUGGAUGGAGAAGAAGUCUGGAGUCUUUGUGUUUCGUAAUGAUCGAGCUGAAGACAGAGAGGCCAGACGCCACAGCAGCGCCAAGCAGAAGACCAUGGAGCUUCUGUUCUCCAAGAUACAAGCCCAGUUUGAGAGAGAGGAGGAAGAUAAGAAAAAAAACAGAAGAAGGAGAAGGUUUCGUUGCCAUGAGAUUGAGAACCUGCAGGAUGGGGAGGACCUUUAUGAAGCAAUGGAGAGUGACCCAGCUUAUGUGGAGGCCCACCUGAGUGCGGGCCAGAUGGAGGUUGUGAGCAGUUACAGGCGUAGUGUGGCUGAGCAGAGGCAGGCUGAGCUGCAGGAUCGUUUGCGCAAGGCUGUGCAGGAGGCUGAGGAGGCUGAGGGUGGCUGUCCCAACAGAGAUGUCACACCUGUCUGGAAACUCUCCAUCACUGACUUUAAUAACAGCAACUGCAUUUAUACACUGAAUAUUUGGCGGCCCUCUGUGGAGUUGCGCUCCUUACUGAGAGAGGGCUGCAGGUACAAGGCUUAUCAUCUGGCUGCAUCUAUGGCAAAGAAAAGAUCCGGCACAACCAGCAUCCAAUUCACCGCCACAAAGAAAACGCGGUUUCAGGACAUAGAGGUUUGUCCAGAAUGGUUAAGUACACAUUUUCCUGCGAGGCAAUUAGCAAGCUUCAGGGACCUUCAGAACCCUGGAUUCAGCUCUCCGUGUGGAGAGGUUGAUGUUGUAGGAUAUGUCAUCUCUAUCUUGGAUAGACAAGCUCCCUCUCCAGUAUUGUAUUUGGUGGAUGACAAGUUUGACUUUGUCUCUGUGAGGAGCUUCAGUAGUCUGGUUCAGCUAGCUCUGGAGGAUCUGGUGAAACCGUUUGCUUUACUGGCUGUAAGCAACUUGCAACUGCGGGAGCUCUCUGGGCCUGUUCCCAGACUUUAUGCUGGAGAACAAGCACUGUUCUCUAUAAACUCAAAAGAGACCCACUUGCAGGAAGCUGUGGCUCACCUGAAGACCUUUGUACAGAGUUAUGAGAAUUUCUUCAGUGUUGCUGAGGAGAAGCUCUCAAAUCUGAUUCCACCAGGCAACUUGAAGUCUGUACAGUCCCCAAGAACUCUAGGUGUGCCAUCCAUGCCAAAGCCUAACAGCAAAAUGAAUAUAACACCACAGCAGUCAAGAGUUUUCUCCCCUUUUACACCAGUGACUAAGAGAGCCCCUGCAUCCACUGCUCAAACCACUGAGGCCAAAGACCCCAAAAGUUUGAAGAGAAAGCGAGGUAUAGACUACCUGUCCCGUGUUCCCUCUCCACCACCCCUCAGUCCUCUGAGCAUUGUCACCUCUCCCAGUGUUAAGAAGACAUUUAAUCCUCCCAGGAGGUCAGGGCCCCCACAGCUGGCCUGUCCAGAUCCAGCCCUGACCCGCCGGUCUGCUUCCCCAGCUGUGGAGGAGCAGUGGGUGAAAGAUGAGGAACUGGCCAUGAUAAAUACUCAAACACUAGUAGACUAACCACACAGGAAGAGGCUGCCCACCUCAUGCACUUUAGAACAUCCCAAGGCAACGCUGGCUGUCUCAGCCUGUGGCUCUGAGAGCUGUGGACCUGACCAUAGGCAUGCAGUGCCUAAUAAACAAGUGAUGGAAAAAAA